Molecule: messenger RNA, 1254 nt
Organism: Penicillium cinerascens
Lineage: Eukaryota; Fungi; Ascomycota; Eurotiomycetes; Eurotiales; Aspergillaceae
Exons: 1
Coding region: 1-1254 (417 amino acids)
Source: RefSeq, a predicted model, not a curated record
AUGUUUUGUGAGCAUCCCGAUAGGAUCCUUCAGCGCAUUGUGCUACUUGCGCCUCAUGUCAGGCAGAUUGCAUUGCAGAUCAGCGCGUUUGGUGAGCGGGGUCCUCAAGAGGAUUUUAAUGAAACGAUCAAGUUAAAGCCGCAAACCGAGAUUAAAGAGACACCCUUUCCCGCUAAAAUUGAAUCACUAUCGUGGCCUCUCAAUACCAAAAUGACAGCCGAGCAGUUCCAGGAGUUGCAAAAAAUUACGGAUUUUAGUUUCCUGAGAUCGUGGACUGUCGGCUGUAUUGAAGACUCGACGCUACUUCAGACCAUCGUGAAUAUCCACCCUUUCCGGCAGUUGAGCCGACUCACCCUCGCCUUAUUCCAACCGGAGGCGGACGACCAAGGAUUUUGGCCCGCUGCGGAGUCGAUGUUCAAAUCCCUGCCCCCAUUGACGUAUCUCUGUCUUUUGGGCGCAUAUGCCCCCAACUUCCUAAGUGGUGCGGUCCUUUGUUGGCAUGGACCAACACUGCUCGAGUUGAAAGUGCACAAGGGAUCCCAUACAUGGACUGAUCAAGACCUGCGUAGACUUUCAGGUAAGGGACAGAUUGGGCCUAUAUUUUCAUCCCAGGAUAUUUUGGAGGUGGCAGGCCAAUGUCCAUCUCUACGGAAGCUGUGGAUCUGUCUACAAAGAUACCGAGGUCUCGAGUCGGAUGUCUACGCCGCAUUAGGCCGGUUCCCAUGCCUUGUGGAGCUCGACCUAGUGCUGAACUGCGUGCCUGAAAUGGGUGUCAACAAGAUGCCGAUCACGCCCCGUGACUUGACCGAGUUUGAAAAAGGCCUAAUAGCGGAUCGUUGGAAUGAGUGCCUUAGAUGGUUUACUCGGGACUGUAUGAUCAAUUGUGCUAUUGACGAGACUCUGGCCAAAGCAAUUUUCACACACAUACUCGCAAACCAGGAUGCAAGACGCCUUCUACAGCUGAGGAUUCACCCUCUGUAUGGCCAAAGGAAGAAAUAUUCUUACAACGGCCCAGGUGGGAGAAACAGAGCCCUGCACUUUGAUUUCGAGUUUCUCAAACUGCUGGCUCCCACCUGGACGGUUAAACUUGAAUUUCUGACAGGGCUGAGAGCGACAAAGUGCGUCCAGCCUCGCCUCCACCCAGAUCGUUUUCAAGAUGAUACAUUAUCAAUCUUCAAAUCCAUUUGGACAACCGAACCGGACGCCAAUACCUGGCCGCUUGAUUGGCAUAGCUGGCCUCUACAAUCAGUGUAG